Messenger RNA from Rana temporaria (common frog), 685 nucleotides. RefSeq names its product ERI1 exoribonuclease family member 3 (gene ERI3). The transcript has 5 exons. The record is from RefSeq and is a predicted model, not a curated record. Bases 134 to 664 code for a protein of 176 amino acids. Gene Ontology annotation, molecular function: nucleic acid binding; 3'-5'-RNA exonuclease activity. NCBI's taxonomy places the organism in Eukaryota, Metazoa, Chordata, Amphibia, Anura, Ranidae. Gene Ontology annotation, biological process: exonucleolytic trimming to generate mature 3'-end of 5.8S rRNA from tricistronic rRNA transcript (SSU-rRNA, 5.8S rRNA, LSU-rRNA).
CCCUGCGGGCGCUGAUUGGAGGAGCGGGCCGGCGGCGCAGCUGCUGAUUGGCUGGCGGUGGGUGCCAGUCAGGGCCGUCUCCAUAGACAGGGGGAGAGUGCGAGGUUCCCAUGUAAAUGCAGAAGGGGAUUCAAUGCAGUUACAUCCCCUCAUCCGGCCGCCAAGACUUCCCUAUCCGCUGCUCACCAGAUCUUGGGCUACUUUACCCUCCGACCCAUUCUCUGUCCUCGGAGCGCAGAGCGGAGCCGACCCAAUGCUCAACAGAAAGCUCGGAUGCCAGGGCUUCGGGGGAUCCGUCGCGGCCAUGACCUCCUUCCCCCCACAGCGCUAUCAUUACUUCCUCGUGCUGGAUUUUGAGGCCACCUGCGACAAACCCCAGAUCCACCCUCAGGAAAUCAUUGAAUUCCCCAUUCUGAAGUUAAACGGCAGAACAAUGGAGAUCGAGUCGACGUUUCACACGUAUGUGCAGCCCGUGGUCCACCCCCAGCUCACUCCGUUCUGUACCGAGCUCACAGGAAUCAUCCAGGAGAUGGUGGAUGGGCAGCCGAAUCUCAGCCAGGUUCUGGAGAGAGUCGAUGAAUGGAUGGCCAAGGAGGGCCUCCUAGACCCCAGCGUCAAGUCCAUCUUCGUCACCUGCGGGGACUGGGACCUGAAACUUAUGUGAGUAGAAAGUGGUGUCCCCCUC